Messenger RNA from Knipowitschia caucasica, 1482 nucleotides. The record is from the annotation of a GenBank genome assembly. Lineage: Eukaryota; Metazoa; Chordata; Actinopteri; Gobiiformes; Gobiidae.
AUGGCCUCUGUUUUGGAGGACCCUGCCCUGGAGCGCCACUUCAGAGGCCACAGAGGCGCAGUGACGUGUUUAAGCUUCAACCCAAACGGGAAACAGCUCGCCUCCGGGUCGGCGGACAAAAGUCUCAUGGUCUGGAACUUGGCUCCUAAGUCCAGAGCGCUCAGGUUCACAGGACACAGCGACGUCAUCACAGACCUGCAGUUCUGUCCAGACGGGGGUUUGGUGGCCUCCUGCUCUGCGGACAGAACAGUCCGGCUGUGGACGCCCUGCAUGAAGGGCGAGUCCACGGUGUUCCGCGCGCACUAUUCUGCCGUGCGCAGUGUGUCCUUCUCCCAUGAUGCUUUGCGGCUCGUGACUUCAUCGGACGACAGAAGUGUGAAAGUUUGGAGCGUUCCCCGGCGCCACCUGCUGUACUCGCUCAGCCAGCGCGACCACCGUGUCCACUGCGCACGCUUUUCUCCUGACGGGCGGCUGGUGGCCUCAUGUGGCGGCGAUCGCACUGUGAGAAUCUGGGACACCAGCUCCAGACUCUGCAUCAACGUCUUCAGCUGCAACAGCCCUCUCUCCUCUGUGGACUUUGACUCCUCUGGGACAUGCCUGGCCUCGUCUGGCUCCGACAGCUCGGUGCGGAUCUGGGACCUGAGGACCAACAAACUCCUCCAGCAUCACCACGUGCACUCUGCUGAGGUCCACAGCGUUGCGUUUCAUCCAUCAAACCACUUCCUGAUCAGUGCGUCUGCCGACAACACGGUGAAGAUCCUGGACCUGCUGGAGGGCCGUCUCAUCUACACCCUGCAUGGACACCAGGGAGCAGUUUUCUCGGUGGCUUUUUCCAGGAACGGGGCGAUGUUUGCUUCAGGAGGAGCCGAUGCCCAGGUGCUGACCUGGAGGACAAACUUUGACCGUGUAAGUUACCGCGACAUGCUGCGUGAACACAAAGAGCGCUCCAGUCCUGAGCCGGCGCCGCACCUGAGCGACAUCCCGCCUCGCAGCCCGCACCAGCACACGCCGCAGUCUUAUAACAUACAGAUAUGGGAGAGUGUGGCCGACACGCAGACUCCAGAGCCUCACGUGGUGGAGAUGGGACAAAAUCUCUGCUCAAAGCUGCUGAACGAGCGGAGAGUUGGCGGGGCUAAGGUGAGGGUAGCAGCCAAUGGGAGGCGAGCAGAGGCGAAGCCGGAGGCGGAGACCCAGCGACUGGACGUUCUAUCGGGACAUCCCUCCGCGCUCAAGACCACGAUGCAGCACAUCGUGACCCAGCUCGACGUCCUCACCCAGACAGUGUCGGUCCUGGAGGAGCGUCUGUCCAUGACCGAGGACAAGAUGAAGGAGUGUCUGUGGAACCAGGCCCAACUGUUGAGAUGCCUGCAGGACCCAGAGACCUCAGCCGAGUCCUCGGGGGUGGUGUUGUGUGGUGGACAGGUGGUGCGUAAUCCCAGUGCAGAGCAGAUUACAGGACUGUGUCACUGUCACAGCUGCUGA